Messenger RNA from Paramacrobiotus metropolitanus, 1166 nucleotides. RefSeq names its product balbiani ring protein 2-like. The record is from RefSeq and is a predicted model, not a curated record. Bases 170 to 1033 code for a protein of 287 amino acids. NCBI's taxonomy places the organism in Eukaryota, Metazoa, Tardigrada, Eutardigrada, Parachela, Macrobiotidae. The transcript is spliced from 3 exons.
GACCGUCCGAGCCAAUUUUUCUCUUGACUAAGCUUAAGAUCUACAGUCAUUUGCUUGGUAACCGGCACCGCUUGUACCGCGCAUUUCCUAACAUGUGCUUUCAUUGAACGAAAGUCCCGAAAGAUGACAGUAGUACUAUUUUGGCCAACCCUACUUUGGAAUAAGCGUAAUGCAUAGAACUCUUUCCGCCGUACUCCAGACUCGCGCGAUCCCGUUAUUGAUAAGACCACCGAAAGGAAAAUUUUGCACAUACCCACAGGGAUGGCGUUCGGGACCCAUUCCGCCUCCACUGCAGUUCCCAUUGAGAUAUUUCCUACCGCCUACGGGUGAUUUAUGUCCACAGUUGUCGCCGCGAUGCGUGCAGACCUUGAUAUGGUCGUUAACCAACCAACCGCCACCAACGCUUUUAUUCGCAAAAGACACCAAUUCAGGUUCAAGCAAAAAGCCCACUAAGAAGCCCAGUGGAUCGUCUUCCAAGGGGUCCGGUGACAAGUCCAAAAAACCUGCAAGCAAAGGAGGUUCAGCGUCUAAAAAACCUUCAAAAUCGGGUGGCAGCUCUGGCAAAGGCUCCUCUAAAGACAAACCUUCAAAGAAGCCAAGUAAAUCAAGUGGAUCGUCGGUUUCCAAAGGCGAUUCAAAGAAGAAGCCCAGUAAAACAGGCGGUUCUUCGAAGAAAGAUAAGGCUAGCAAGAAGCCUAGCGGUACAGAUAAACCGAAAAAGAAAUCCUCUGAUAAGGUGAGUAAGGCACCCUCCAAGGACAAGCCAUCCAAAAAGCCUAGCAAGUCUUCUGGAUCAUCAGGGAAGUCCAGUAAAAAAUCUGGAUCAGGAUCUAAGAAGCCCACAAAAACCACUGGCUCGGAUAAGCCAAAGAAAUCUGGCACGUCCACUGGCAAAACGGGCAAAUCCAAGAAAUCAGGUUCCUCCGCAGUAACAGAUAAGCCGGGAAAAAGCAAAAGCAAGACAUCAGGAUCGAGCAAAACGUCGGGAAAUAAGCCAAAGCCAGCCAAACCAAACACAAAAAAGAAGAAAUGAUAACAAACGCUGAAACGGGUUAAUGUUUUGUUUUACUUUUUACACAUUUUAUUUGUUGCCGCUACCAAAGUUUUGGUAACGCGUGCUGAUCGCCAGUAAAAAGCAAUUUUGCCGGCGAAGUGCAACUACUUUU